AUGGUAUAUAAAGAAUUAAUUAAUAGCUCACAUAAAGUAUCAAGUUACUGUCCUGUAGAAUUUCGUAUACCAUUAGAUAUUUGGUGUUCAAGCUGUAAUUUUAAAUAUGAAUGUGGAACUAAAUAUCAAGCAUUUAAAGAAUCUAAUAAGAAGAAAUUCCAAAAAAACGGGACAUAUCAACUUAUUGACAUUUAUAGAAUAUUUUGUAAAGAUUGUAAUGAACCUCUUAUAAUUGAAAUUUCUGAGGAUCCAUAUAUAAAUAAGUGUAAUAAAGUAAAUGUAAUCCAAAGAGAUUCAAUAAAAGUAAAUGAAUUAAAAGGUAUUCAUGAAGGUCUUAAUAUCCUUAGGAAUUUGCAAGAUAGUAGAGAAGAUAACUAUAAAAUGAAUAUGAUAAUGCGAAAUAAUAUACGUAAGAAGUCUAAAAAGACAAAUACUCUUUGUUCUUAUAAAGAAACUUCUAGUUCAUAUGGAGAUAUAUUUAAUAUAUCUAAAAAGAAGAAAUAG
Cryptosporidium muris RN66 is the source of this 504-nucleotide messenger RNA. RefSeq lists its product as uncharacterized. The coding region runs from base 1 to 504 and encodes 167 amino acids. The record is from RefSeq and is a predicted model, not a curated record. Lineage: Eukaryota; Apicomplexa; Conoidasida; Eucoccidiorida; Cryptosporidiidae. The transcript has a single exon.